AUGGAUGCUGCUGCAGCCCACGACCGCAGUAGCCAUGGUGGUAACGGCGGCGAUGGUGGCAACAGCUGGUUCGACGCGCCUGGGCAACGGCCCGCUGGCAUGCGUCGGGCCCACAUUGCAGCUUUUCAAAGUAGCAACCCACCAGGUUGGCCUUCUGGGGGACGCGGAGCGUUGUUUGUCGGGGAGCGACAGCGUGAAACUGGCGAACGUCGCCAUGGUGACCACGUCAAUAGCUCGCUGCGUGACGAAGUUAUGGCCUCGCAGAUGCACCGGGGUCGUAGGUCACUCUCAGACUUCUUGAGGGAGGUCGAAGAGAUGGUUCGGAGGCAAAGGGCAGAGGCCAGAGAUCCGGACCAGGUCCCUUCGAGGCCGCAGACGGCACCGCAGCCAUCCACGGGCGUUCAUUUGCAUCCCGUGGCGGCGACAGCAAGAGGAAUGGCCGCAAUUCCCCCUCAAGGCUACCCCACGAGCGGCAGGUACGACGGCAGGAACGCCACCAGCGGCCCUCAAAUUGGCGGGACCGCUCGUUACGUGCCUCCAGGGAGGCGACAAUUGAGUCGCACCGCCGCUGAUGCCCACUCGCCCUACCAACCUCCCGUCGGUGCCACCGCAGCCGCAAGGUUAGCAACAAGCCCGUUCCACCACCCUACAGUGUAUGACCUUCCUGGGGGGAAUACUGCGCCGCCCAGUGGAAUCGCCGGCCGGACUCGGACCUUGCCCAACCCUACCUACAUGCCGCAAGGUGGACGGCCGCCGGUACCCUUUCCGUUGUCCUCGUCUAGCAGGCUGAGCGCAGCAGCCACAGCGUUUUCCAUGUCUCCGGGAGGGUACAGUGCCCCCGAUCAGAACCAACACGAAGCGUCGGCCGCAGCGGAAGGUGGCAUCUCCGGUUUGGCCGGAACGGAAGAAGAGCUAGCAAGACAGGAGAGGUGGUCCCAGGAGUGGACCAUGGCCGUCCAGCAGCAUGCGCCGCACGGAUUGUCGGUCGGAGACGGUGCCGGAGCCCACGCACAACAGCAGCACGGAAACUCCCCCGCCGCUGUCGCUGGUCAACACCAACCCGGCGGAGUCGUCCGUAUCGGCAACCCGGACGGGUCGUCGGGGCUCAGCCCGCAACAAAGUUUCACCCAGGCCCAGCGGGAGAUUUAUCAUGGCGGGCCCCUUCAGCAGGGUCGUCACGGCCCUUUUCUGCAGAUGGUGCCGCUGUCUCGCAUGACAGUGCUCCCACCGGAGGCAGGAACGGCAGACGGCGGAGGAACAGCGCCCCCGGCGGUGGAUGGAAGCUACGACGACCGGGUGGGGGAGGCUGUCGAACAAGACCAAGACUCUGCCCAGGGCCACCUGGCGGUGUUGCCGGCGUUCAGGCAUUGGGAGUCCCACAGGGCUAGACUGCGGAUCCAGGAGCCUGCCAAUUCCCCGGAGCUCGUCCCGAUGGAGAGCCCGGGGUCGGAUGGGACGUUGGUCGUGACGGAACACCUACUGUCCAAUGGGUCGUCACCCCGGGGGGUUGAUAGGAACGGCGCUCGGCAGGAGAACGCCGACUUCCGCAGCGGCGGCGGCGGCGGCGGCGGCGGCGGCGAUGACGUCAGCAAGGUGGAAGAAGCAUUGUUUUCUUGCCUCAUGAGCCUGGACAUACGCCGGCUGUUGAUGGAACGGGGGAAGGGAGUCAUCCCCUGGGCCGGGAACCACCGAAGAACAGAACUGUGGACGACCCCACACCUACAUAGCCUGGCGUGGCUAGAGAGAUGCCGCGAUAUCCAGUCCAAGCCACCCCCUCACACCCCAACCCACACUCUCGUGAUGGGCUCCGCCAACCCUGCGUGGCUCGAGGAGUGGCUCGACCGGGGCGCCAACCCUUCCCAGCUGAACUGCAGCAGCUUCGGCCCCAACGGGUCCUACGGCCGCCCCCCACGGGUGGGCGACGUCUGGGACCUGCUGGAGUUCCUGCUGGGAUGGUGGGCAGAGCGGGUUUGCGUCGUGGCGGCGGGGUUCCCGGCGUGGUCGGGACGGGCGGAGGAGGAGGAGGGGAGAAGAGGUGCGGCAGCAACGGGGGCGGGGGAGGCGACCAGGCAAGAGCAAUGGCAGAGGCAAGGCGGGGGAGGAGGGAAUAGAAUGGGGAGCUUGGCGGGCGAUGCAGUGGGGACCGCCCAGGCCGUGGCAGCGGUCCAGGGUCUUCGCAAGCUGGGGGAGUGCCUCAUGCCGCUGAGUCGCAUCCGCGCGUUCAUCGGCGUUGACGGAGGGCCGACUCCCCGAGAUGCCGUGCUGCUCAAGUCCCUCCUUGUCGUCCACGAGGGGAUCGCCUGGGCCGUGGACCGGCCCCACUACAGGAAUUACCGGGAAGAGAUUAUCCCCACCGCCCUGGAGCUGUACGCCUCUCUGGCGCAAGACGUGCUCGAGGGCGUGGACCUGGAGGUGGGGCACACGCUGCCCGAGAGCAUCUUCGUCGUGACCGGCACCGCUCGCCCUUCUUGGCCUCGCUGGGGAGGAAGCCCCUCGGCAGCGACGGCGACACCGCGGUUGAUCGAAGGAGGAGCGGGCAGGGGAUCUAACGACGUCAGCGACCCGAAUAUCAGACGCAGCAACGGGAGCGGGGGCACGGGCUUCGGCCGGUCGCCCAGAGAAGCGAGCGAUAGGGGGUGCGUUAUGAUGAGGGCCAGGGAGUUCCUGCCGGGACCGUGGGUUGUGUUCCACGUGGCUCGGGCUGACUACCUGGAGUUCUACCGGGACCAGGCCGCGGUACUCGAUCAGGCGGUCGGCGGUUCAGCCUCAGAGAUGGAGAACAUGCUGAUGUGAUUUUUUCACGCGGUGGAUUCUUCCGUUGUUCAGUCCCACCCAACGGGAUAAGUGAAGUGUACGGGUGUGUGUUCUCCCGAAAAAAUAUAGGGUCGGGCUUGCUGUGGUAGGUGAUCUCCUGCGGUUCAUGGCGCUUGGGGCGUCUUCAUGUGGCAUCGCGAGUCCGGUGUGUGAUCAGGCUCUAGACACUCACAACUUAAGGAAGUACUUGUUGUUAUGUCGAUGUUACU
Messenger RNA from Ectocarpus sp. CCAP 1310/34, 3023 nucleotides. The record is from the annotation of a GenBank genome assembly. NCBI's taxonomy places the organism in Eukaryota, Phaeophyceae, Ectocarpales, Ectocarpaceae.